AUGAAAACAGCCACAAUCUUGGUUCUGGUGGCUUUGACCACCAUGGAGAUGGACAAGGCCUGUGCUCUGUCUUCUCAUGGAGAAUUACAAAAACCUGGAGCUUGUCCCAAGCUGCCCCCAAGUACUUGUGGAACUUGCAAUAAGAGGUGCUCAGGAGAUGAAUCAUGCCCUCGUAAAAUGAAGUGCUGCAGCAAUGGGUGUGGUCAUGUCUGCAUGUGGCCUGUCUUCAAAAAGACUGGCAGCCCUGGAAACAAGGAUUCGAUAUUAAGAAGCAUGACUGAUGACUAGUCCCUGAAGAUUUCUUCUGAGUCCACAAAGCCCAUGCUUGCCUACUCCCUAGCCCUAGAAUUACAUCCUUAGAAGAUGAAAAUCUAUGAUGUGGUGACUGCUUCCUAGUGUCUGUGUCCAAAGUAAAUGAU
Peromyscus leucopus (white-footed mouse) is the source of this 419-nucleotide messenger RNA. Its product is annotated as WAP four-disulfide core domain protein 18-like. Lineage: Eukaryota; Metazoa; Chordata; Mammalia; Rodentia; Cricetidae. The transcript has 3 exons. Gene Ontology annotation, biological process: innate immune response; antibacterial humoral response. Gene Ontology annotation, cellular component: extracellular region. The coding region runs from base 1 to 288 and encodes 95 amino acids. The record is from RefSeq and is a predicted model, not a curated record. Gene Ontology annotation, molecular function: peptidase inhibitor activity.